GAGCUGAAGUGGAGGAUUCUGGAGGUGACAGCAAGGAGAGUACGCAAUUGCGAAGGGCGCCUGAAGCUUCUGCGCCGAUACCAGGCGGGUGGGAGACAGGAAAGGAAGGCAGCGCGGGGGCGCUGCGGGAGGGCUCCGCCAGGGCGGGGGGUGCCAUGUCUCGCGAGCGGUCCCCCCGCACCGACAUCCCCCGCAACCUGAGCUUCAUCGCCGGGCUGACAGAGCGCGCCUACUACCGCAGCCAGCGGCCCAGCCUCGAGGAGGAGCCGGAGGAGGAGCCUGGCGAAGGCGGGACGCGCCUCGGAGCCCGAUCCCGAGCUCCCGCUCCGAGUCGGGGGCGCAGGGCUCGCUCUGCGCCCGCCGGAGGCAGCGGUACCCGGGUGCCCCACAGCCGCAGCCCCAACACCCGUAAGAGAGUGCGUUUCGCUGACGCGCUUGGGCUGGAGCUCGCCGCUGUGCGCCGCUUCCGCCCGGGAGAGCUGCCCCGGGUACCCCGCCACGUGCAGGUCCAGCUGCAGAGGGACGCCCUUCGCCACUUCGCGCCGUGCCAGCCCCGCGCCCGAGGUCUCCAGGAGGCGCGCGCUACCCUAGAGCCGGCCAGCGAGCCUGGCUUCGCGGCCCGCUUGCGGGCGCAGCGAAUCUGCCUGGAACGCGCCGAGGCUGGCCCGCUGGGCGUGGCCGGGAGCGCGCGCGUGCUGGACCUGGCCUACGAGAAGCGCGUGAGCGUGCGCUGGAGCGCUGACGGCUGGCUGACCCAACGCGAGGAGCCCGCCGCCUACGCCGGUCCGGCCCCGCCCCCGCCGCGCGCCGACCGCUUCGCCUUCCGCCUACCGGCGCCACCCAUUGGUGGCGCCCUGCUUUUCGCCUUGCGCUACCGCGUUAGCGGCCACGAGUUCUGGGACAACAACGGCGGUCGUGACUAUUCUCUCCGUGGGCCCGAGCACCCGGGCAGUGGUGGAGCCCCGGAGCUCCAGGGCUGGAUCCACUUUAUCUGAGACGCCUGCGGCCGAUGGCAGAAAAAAAUUAAAGGCACCGGGGGGCUGGGGGAGCCCGAAGAUUUGGUGGGGGGGAAUGGGAGAAACCGAGAUUGGCGGGGAGCUGCCCUAGAGAGUCAAGCCCGGGAGGGCGAGGAGGAUGGGGGAAACCAAAGGGGUGUGGGGUGUGGGUAGAAUCAGCGAAAGUCGGGGAGGUUGGGGUGGAUGUGAGUGGAGGAACCCAAGUCAUAGAAGGAGGGAGAUGGAAAGAGUGCUGGAAGAUUAGAAAAGAAGCAAAAGGACGAUAGUGACGUUCUCUUCCGUGAGUGGGCAUUGGGAGAAAGUGAGUAGGUCCGUCAGGCCUAGGCAGUCAAAGGUUGAGGGUAACUCUUGGGGACUGAGGACGUAUUUUGUGUGAACUAGGAGCCUACCACAGUUGAAAUCAUUUAGUUUGCUGGCUCAUUCCCUCUUCUUACUGGCCUUAGCCACCGCAGGUUCCCCAGCCCUGCCCAUCCUAGCUUUCUUUAACUCAGCCAUAAUUGCCUUGCUUAAGUCCCAGGAACUUGGCCAUUGCUCCCCAGCCCCUGACAUUAUGACAGGAUUCCCUUGUCACCCCUGCCAGCCCCUAGCUUCAGUCUUUACUGACUGGCUAGGGAGUGAUGGCAGGUAGCAUCAGAGCUCCUUCCUCCAGGUUCCAGGCUCCAGGCAGCCCUGGGGAUGAAAAUGAAAGCAAAACCAACUCCAGGCUUGUCCUUGUAGCCAAAUAAUGUGGUACCUAAGGGGUUGGUGCACUCAGGGGCUUCCAGAAAAAUGCCAGCCUUACCUUUCUGGGUGCCUUCUAAUGACCUCUAAGCACUUUAUGGACUGUAUUUGUCAAGAGACAGGUGAAUCACAGGAUUCCUUCUGCCACAGAAGAAAAGGAAGUCACUGACUAGCUGGAUAACUUUGGGCAAGUUACUUCACCUCUCUGGGCCAGAGUUUCCUCCUUGAGAAACUGCAUUUGGAUUAGGUGAUCUCUUAGGCCCCUUCUUGCUCUGACAUUUUAUGAUCUGUGAGGGGCAGCGUGUGGAUUAGAAGCCACAUUCUCCAGCCUACAGUUGGAGUGCUUAUAGUUCAGAACACACAGCACCCCUAGCAUGUGGUUGGGCCUGAGAAUGGUUCUCCAGUUUUUGACACAUGUUUCAGAGCGCAGGAAGCAUCCAGUCUGCAGCAACCAGCCUGCAACCUCAGGGUAUUCCAGGGCCUCUUUCAAACCACAGCUCAUCCUCUGCCCCUUGCUUUUGCUCUUGCCCCAACAGACUUCCAGCCUGGGUGCUAUGAGACAGCUUUGGGGAGGUGCCUCUCUAGGGGAAAAUGAUGCUUGGGAGCCCCCAAAAUGAAAGGAAACAAUGUUGGGGACUUUCUUGAGUAUAAAGGAUCAUAGGUAUAAGAAACAGAAAACAUUUCAAAUCAAGAAUCAGAGCAUCUUGAAAAUAAAAUGGUACCAGAAGAUGGCAGUCUGCUCCAUACCUUGAGCAAGUGAAAUGGGAAAGCUGGACUCUUUUACCCAUUCACAUUUAUGCCUUAUGUCUCUCUUGGUUAACCUCAUCUGGUUGUUUGUUUUUCCUCUCCUCUCAUCCUGUGUCUAAGCUCUUUGCCUUUCUUUUUCCUUGUCUCCUUCUCAUCACUUUCAUUUUUCUUUUAGCAUAUACGGUAUUUACCUUCACUUUCUCUAUUUCCAUCUGCCUCCCUCUUCAUCCUUGUUGAUCUCUGCUAUUCCUUCUCCCUCCAGAAGGAGUGGAGAACCUACUUCCUUUUCUCCAAGACCAUGGUUGAUCCACCUUCCUCCCUCAGGCUCCUUCUUGACAGUCUUCUAGAAGG
Kogia breviceps (pygmy sperm whale) is the source of this 2834-nucleotide messenger RNA. The record is from RefSeq and is a predicted model, not a curated record. NCBI's taxonomy places the organism in Eukaryota, Metazoa, Chordata, Mammalia, Artiodactyla, Physeteridae.